GCCGCCGCCGCCGCCGGGUUCCGAGGCGUAGCCCCGGCUGAGGAGCUCGUCGGCCGGCUGCCCAGCAGCGCCGCGCAGGGAGGAGCGGAGCCGGCGGGCGGGCGGGCAGGCGAACAGACUAGCCUGCCAUGGCAGACCAGAGACAGUGCUCACUCUCUACCUCUGGGGAGUCCCUGUACCAUGUUCUGGGGCUGGACAAGAACGCAACCUUGGAUGACAUUAAGAAGUCCUACCGGAAGCUGGCCUUGAAAUAUCACCCUGACAAGAACCCAGAUAACCCAGAGGCCGCAGACAAGUUUAAGGAGAUCAACAACGCCCACGCCAUCCUGACGGACUCCACGAAAAGAAACAUCUACGACAAGUACGGCUCGCUGGGGCUCUACGUGGCUGAGCAGUUUGGGGAGGAGAACGUGAACACCUACUUCGUGCUCUUCAGCUGGUGGGCCAAGGCCCUGUUUGUGUUCUGCGGGCUCCUCACCUGCUGCUACUGCUGCUGCUGCCUCUGCUGCUGCUUCAACUGCUGCUGCGGGAAGUGCAAGCCCAAGGCACCUGAGGGCGAGGGGACCGAGUUCUACGUGUCCCCCGAGGACCUGGAAACGCAGCUGCAGUCCGACGAGAGAGAGGCUGCAGACACGCCAAUCGUCGUCCAGCCGGCGUCCGCCACGGAGACCACCCAGCUCACAGCUGACCCCCACCCCAGCUAUCACACCGAUGGGUUCAACUAAAUUCAGGAGAAGCUGUGAUUCGAGGGUCAGUCAGCAUCCAGCCAGU
Mesoplodon densirostris (Blainville's beaked whale) is the source of this 771-nucleotide messenger RNA. RefSeq names its product dnaJ homolog subfamily C member 5-like. NCBI's taxonomy places the organism in Eukaryota, Metazoa, Chordata, Mammalia, Artiodactyla, Ziphiidae. Gene Ontology annotation, biological process: regulation of synaptic vesicle cycle. The transcript has 2 exons. Bases 129 to 725 code for a protein of 198 amino acids. Gene Ontology annotation, cellular component: presynapse; membrane; intracellular membrane-bounded organelle. The record is from RefSeq and is a predicted model, not a curated record.